Molecule: messenger RNA, 2698 nt
Organism: Pelodiscus sinensis (Chinese soft-shelled turtle)
Lineage: Eukaryota; Metazoa; Chordata; Testudines; Trionychidae
Source: RefSeq, a predicted model, not a curated record
AUCAACAGGGCUCUGAAACCUGGCCCUCCCAUCAAUCCCUGCAAGAGAUCAAAAGGAAGAGAAACAGCCAAAGCAUUACAAGAUUUUUCUUGCCCGCUGCGCACAUCCAAGGAGCAGUCCUCUCCAAUAGGCUAUCGUAAGGACCAAUCUUUAGCCGCUAUGUUUGUUCCUUUCGUCGUACACCCUGGGAGCCAUAACCCCGAUUCACUCAAGUUUGUCUUCUAUAAAUCGAAUUACUCUAAUUCGUAUGCUCCGUUUUACACUGCACAGAAGCCAACCUGCGGGUACCGGUAUUGCCAGGACACUGAUCACACCAGGAAGGUGAUAGACGUAGAGUGCGCAAACAUCGUCAAGUGGAGACCCAUUGUUGGGACAAAGCCACAGUUGGUUGCAAUAAAACCAAAGCAAGGAAAGUGACCAUGUGCCUGGCCCAAGCCUCUCGUUUGUGCAGAUUUUUCUAGUGCAGUGCGUAGGUUGAUCGGGUAAGGUGCAACUUACCUGGAUGGCUCCAGGACACCGGGAGAGAUACUGCAGGAGCUAAGCUUUCACAGCUGCAUAGCAAAUGACUAUUAUAAUCGCUGCACAGAUCCUCCCAGAAUGCCGUGCAACAGUGUAAUCCUACCGCUGCAGUUAAGUUACCCAAACUAGCCACGAGGGGGCACGUUUAAUGGCGCAUAUUAAAAUUACAGCUGGUGCCUAUGAGAGCAAUGGAGUGCAGACGGGCGUUAGAGAAGAUGCCAUUAGCUUGGGUGAACUGAUCCAGGCCAUGAAAAUCAACCCACAGAAAGACAUGUGACAAGCUCUGGAGAGUUCUUCUCCCCAGCCUGUCUUUUCAGGAUCCGAUUGCUGGCCGCUUUUGGAAACCUCCUGGCUAUAAUGAGUUCGAGGGGAGAAGUGAAAGGACAGUCUAACAAAGGGCCUCCGGUGUCCUUUGUCUGUUCUGAUGUUAGUGUCAGAGUCAUCACUGACGUGGGCUGACACAAAAUCAGAAAUGAAGUGGAUUAGGAGAUUACACUUGGAGCAAAUCCUGUCAUGAUAAUCUUACCUGUAAUCUGCAAGAGUUUCUUAUUUUUCCUCCUUUCUAUUUUAACCCUGAACUCUGGCUGCCAUCUGGGAUCCCAUCUCAGGCUGUUCUUCAUUGGCUGGAAUAGGAUUUGCCACAUACUUAAAUAUCAGGUCCUGGUUUGAAGAGGGUUUUGCAAUUUUAAUUUUGCUUUGGGGAGUGUGAAACUCACUCUGGAGAAGGGCCUUUGGCAGCUCUGUAACCCAUGACAGUGAACUAGACAAAUCUUGUGCAUGGGUAUUUUGUUCCUCUAAUUAGUGUUGCUCUUGGGACAUCAACUGCUUUUGAAACCGAAAGGUAAAAAGUAGAAUUGAAAAAAGCAAACAAACCAAACCGAACUCCCCACAACCGAGAAGGAGAAGCCUACAAAACUUCCAUUGUUCCUGAAAAACGUGACCGUCUCUUUGUGUGGCAAUGGGGAACAUGGAUGGGAAAGCCGUGGAAGAACUGAGUGCCACCGAGUGCCACCAAUGGUACAAGAAGUUCAUGACGGAGUGUCCCUCAGGCCAGCUCACCCUGCAUGAGUUCAAGCAGUUUUUCGGCUUGAAAAACCUGAGUCCAGCAUCAAACAAAUACAUUGAGCAAAUGUUUGAGACAUUUGACUUUAAUAAGGAUGGCUACAUUGAUUUCAUGGAGUACGUGGCAGCUCUGAGCCUGGUCCUGAAGGGAAAAGUGGAACAGAAGCUGAGAUGGUAUUUCAAGCUGUAUGACGUGGAUGGGAAUGGUUGCAUUGACCGAGGAGAAUUACUGAAUAUCAUUAAGGCUAUUCGAGCCAUUAACCGAUGUAAUGAAACAAUGACAGCGGAGGAAUUCACAGACAUGGUGUUCAAUAAAAUCGAUAUCAACGGAGACGGCGAGCUCUCCUUGGAGGAGUUUAUGGAGGGAGUCCAGAAGGACGAGGUGCUCCUUGAAAUCCUCACCCGAAGCUUGGACCUGACGCACAUUGUCCGGAUGAUCCAGAACGACGGGAAGAACCCGCAGGCCGCGGAGGAGACGGACAAGGCAGCGAAAUAGACAGUUCUUUAAAAAAAAAACCUUUCAUGUUAUUGUCCAACAGUAUUAAAAAACGGGGGUGCGGGUGGGGAAAUUGGCAAGCUGUGCUACUGCCCCCAUGACAAGAGCAUCCUAUGUGAGAAUAUCACCCUCGCCGGGGAGGCAGGAGCGCCUCCAAACACGUGACACCAAUUGCCAUGCAGUCCAGCAGUGACAGGAGCUAUUCGGCAUUGGGGGAAGGCUGCCCUGGCAGCCGUGGCCACCACUGCUGCCUCCGUAAAAGGGAGAGAUCAGCAUUUAAAGAGCACCAGCUGCCGAGCCGGCUCAUUGCUCUGGAAUCAAAUGAUGCCGGGGAUUUCCCGAAUGGUGCCUCCCGGGCCUUGUGCCAGCUGGGUGCCUCUGGAUGGGGCUGCUCUUGUUCCGGGAGAGAAGAGAAGAAUGUGUUCCAGGAAGGCGAGAGCAGUGUCACAACACUUUCAGAAGGCGCGUUGCUGCGGAGUAGAAAUUCAGCCCCGUGCAAGGGGCCCCACAAGGUGUUCACUUAACUCUUAGACCUGCCUUCUUUAACACCAAGGCUCUAUGAAAUAAGGCAUAAGGGAUCUUUCGGAAAAGGCUUUAUUUUCUGCAAGAUCAGCAUCUAGA